Molecule: messenger RNA, 14926 nt
Organism: Diorhabda carinulata
Lineage: Eukaryota; Metazoa; Arthropoda; Insecta; Coleoptera; Chrysomelidae
Product: obscurin
Exons: 53
Coding region: 274-14661 (4795 amino acids)
Biological process (GO): protein phosphorylation; homophilic cell-cell adhesion; synapse organization
Cellular component (GO): axon; plasma membrane; neuronal cell body
Molecular function (GO): ATP binding; guanyl-nucleotide exchange factor activity; axon guidance receptor activity
Source: RefSeq, a predicted model, not a curated record
GACUCUCUGUGCCAAAAAUAGUAUCUAAUACAUCAAGAUGCGGACAAAAUAAGUAGUUAGUUUGCUUCGAACGAUCCGCCAGUGUUUUGCUGCCAGUUUGCUUAAGUUUAUUUAUAGUUGUCAACAUGCAAUGUUGAAAGAAGUAUCCCUAGAAUCAAAAGAUGCGUGAUGGCAUCUCACGAAAAAGAGAAGAGUAAAAAAACUAUUACACGAUUAAACUCAUACGUGGACAGAAAACGAAGGAAUCUGAAAAUAUUGGCAACCUGAUUGGCGAUGAUAUUUUCUAUAAGAAGUCCAGUGGUUGGAGAGAUACUAAUAGCAUGGCAAAAGUAUACAGCUAGUUCUGACGAUGAAAUCAAUUUACAACAAGGAGAUGUAGUUGAACUUCUGGAUAUAAACGACCCUACUUCCACCAAACGUAUCAAACUUGAUCCAGAACUAGAUACUGUAUCUGGAGAUCUACUUGACAAUUCUGCAGCUCGUCAUAAAUUAUCUGUCAAACCUAAAAGGACUUACAGCAGCUCUAGACAUUCCCCGACUAGAUUAAAUAUAAAUCAAAGAUGGCUAGUGAGACAAGUAAAUGGAAGCAAAAAACAAGGAUGGGUUCCUUGCAAGGUUCUACAAACUGCAGAUGAUCCUACAUUGAAUACCACCGGUCUUCCAGGAGAUGCAGAAUUUAGAAGACAGGCAGUAGUGAAAGAACUCAUAGAAACAGAAAUAGAAUUCGUAAGAGAUCUCGAUCUGGUAGUUCAACGAUAUUUAAUUCCUUCGGAAUCAGGACAAGUUCCAAAAGUUAUAAAAGACAACUUCGAUCUCGUGUUUGGAAAUUUCAAGGAAAUUUCAGAAUUUCAUCGAACGGUAUUGGUGGAAGGUGUAAAAUUCAACGCAAAUCAACCAAUCCUGAUAGGAAAAACGUUUCUUAGGCUAGAAAGAGAUUUCGAUAAACAUGUUGCUUAUUGUCGAGAUGAACCAAUGGCUCAAGAAUUUUUGGAAACUUCUGAUGCCGCAUUUGAUUAUUUCAACGAGCUAUCGCUACGCUUUGGUGACGACAAAAGUAUCUCCGAACAUUUGAAACUCCCGAUACAACGUAUCAACGACUAUCAACUUUUGCUGAAGGAGUUGGUAAGAUAUAGCGCGUGCCUUGGUGAGAACUACAUCGAUCUCCAGAAGGCCCUUGAUUUGAUGCUAAGUAUUCCUCAUCGAGCACAAGACGAUAAAUUUAUCUCUAGCAUUGAAGGAUACAAGGGCAGUAUUCACAAAUUAGGAAGACUUCUAGCUCACGAUAGAUUCACAAUAACUUUCGAAGACGUUUCCAAAGAACGAUAUUUGUUUCUAUUCAAGGCGCGCAUUUUAGUUUGUAAAGUCCGAAGAAUAUCAGACGAUCGAUCGAUAUUUCAACUGAAAGACUGCAUACGUCUGACUAAAGUAUCAGUGAAAGAUCAUCUAGAAGACAAAUACAUCUUUGAAUUAAUUGACAAGGUUGGAGGGCAAGCCAUAACCUUAAAACUACAUAGAGACGUUAAAGAGUUUUGGUUGAAAGAAAUAAGAGAAUUUGCGAAAAAUCACGGUGAAAGUGAAGAGACUAGCAGUGACGAUCUGAAAUCCCCGCCAACAGAAAAAGUUGAAGAACACAAAAUAAAACCUGUUGAAAAACCAGCAGCAAACCGACGAGAAAAAAGCACAGAUUCCCCUAAAUCAAAAAAAUUGAAACGUGAAACCUUCCCUCAACAAGAAUCAGCACAAUCUACAGAGGUAAAACAACAAGAGACAGCUACCCUUGAUCGUAGAGACUCAAAAGAAAAAUUUAGCGAGAAGCAGCAAAUACAAAAGAGCGUAUCAUCGAUACCUAUAAGAAAAAGCUCAAAAGAAGUCCAUACUUCAGAAUAUAAAAAAGAAGUUCCUACUAAACCUGCAAAAGAGAUCCAAAGUUCACUAGAAAAAAAUCAACAAAAUCAGCAAAAGAAACCAGAAGAAGAAACAGGUAUCGAACAAGCUAAACCACUCAAGCAGUCCCAGCAACCGAGACAUUUAAGGAGGAAGGAAAGCGUAGAACUACCUGUAAAAGAACCUGAAGAGACAAACUUUAGAAAGGAGAAAUUAACAGAAAGUACCGCAGCUCAAGAUACGCUUAUAAAAGAAUUGAAAUUACAACAAUCAAAGCUUGAAAAAACUGAAGUUGAGCAAAUUGAAACAGAAACUCAUCAAUUUAAAUCAGAAGAAGCUUCUUCAAAGGUACACCAAUCAAAGUUUGAGCAGUCGUCUAUUAAAGCUAUAAUUAGAGAUAAUAGUGAAGUAGCUACAUCUUGUUUACCAGUUGAAACAACAACUGAUGAACUUAUAAAAUCGGAAAGUGAAAUAUUAGAACACUUAUCAUUUGUAGCUCAUCGAUCCUCCACAUUUUCUGAUAAUAGUAAGCUACCUGAGGCUUGUUUACCAAUCGAAACAACCACAGCUGAACUUCUUAAAUCGGAAAGUGAAAGCUUAAAACGAAUAACUGAAGAGGAAGUUGACGAUAAGCAUCUCAAAAAAAUUCAAGCUGUAGAACCUUUAGUUGAAAUCAAUAAACCAAGAGUACUUGAAGAAGUUAUUCCUUAUAUUAUCAAGCCACCUCCUGAAAAAAUACCUGGUAGUGCUAUAGAAAAAUUAUAUAGUGUUGAAAAAACAGGAGAAAGUGAUAUCAAAUUAACUGAUUUUAAGGUUGGCAUUGAAGUAAAUGUGGAAGUAGGCGACGAAAUGAGUCGAAGAUAUACUUCAUCAGCUCGAUCAGAAGGCGGAUACGAAUCUUCAUAUACAAGAAGAUCAGACCUAGGUUCCUAUUCAACAGAUGGUGGUCUUUCAUCUUCCAGAUACAGUUCUGAACAUAACUCCAGUAAAUAUGGAAUAGAUUCUGGUUUAACAGGAGGAAGUUCAAGAUAUGAAAGUGCAACGUCCAAAUAUGGAAAAACUUACGGUUCAGACAUUGGUGACUUAUCUCCGAUCACGUCUAGCUACAGUUCCAGAAACUCCCGUGGUGACGGUGAUUUGACUUCUACUUAUAACUCUAAAAAAUCCCUUACAGGUGAAGUAGACGAUGGUUACAGUUAUUUCAGAAAAAGUAGGUUAUCUUCAGACGAUGAUGAUGGGGGUAACUAUAGUUAUUCGAGAAAAGUAACAAAAGCAAGAGAUGGAGAUCGAUCUGAAUCAUACAGUUCGUAUUCUAAGAAAUCUUCUAGGUCCAUUACAGAUGGAUUAGGAGAUGAUGACUAUACUUUUUCAAGAAGAAGUAUCAAAUCAAGAACAGAAGGUAUUGCAGACGGAGAUAGUUAUUCCGUAAGAAGAACUAUUAAAACAUCUUUGGAAGGUACUGAUAUAGAGCCCUCCAAAACAACCGAUACUUACAGCUACACUUCCAAAAGAGGAUUAUCAGCAGAUUUAGGCUCCAAAUAUUCUAUAAGAUCUGCUUCCAUUGAAGAAGAGAAGAGCGAUACUGACAACUUAUUAUCCAAAUAUUCUUCGUAUUCUACCGACCGAAAGGCCAUCGGGGAAAGUGAAGAAGAUAAAUACGCCAAAUAUACUAGAAAAUAUUCUAGAACCGAGUCAGCAUCGGAUAAAAAAGAUGACGAAGAAUAUAAGUAUAACAGAAAAUAUUCUAGGGGUAAUUCGAAAGAAGAAAGGAAAGAUGAAGAAGAAGAUGCUUACGAGAAAUAUGCAAAAAAAUAUUUGAGAAAAGAUUCAAACGUUGAUGAUGUUAAGACGGAUUCUUAUGAGAGAAAGUCCAAAUAUUAUGAUGCUAAUGGGGAAUCAUCAUCAAUAAAAAUAUCUAGCGAAACAGCAAUCAAAGAAGCAAGUGGAAAUUCUGAAGUUUUUGUAUCAAAAAAAGUUAAAUCGGAAUCCUACCUAGAAGAAUCAACCAAAAGUUCUAAAUCAGGAGCAAGAUCAGAUAUAAAAUCUGAACUAGCCGCAGCACAAUCGCUAGAAGCAAUUUCGCAAGAAUCUUCCGAAUCUAUUCAAAAGCAAUCUUCUGAAGCUGAUUUACAAAAAGAUUCCGAAACUUCAUCUCAAAAAGCUAGUUCUCAAGAAACUUCAGAAACUUUUACCAAGAAAUCUUCCGAGAAAACUGAUGUUUUGAAAGAAAUAUGUUCAAAAUCGUCUUCUAAGGAAGCUGUUGAAGAAAGUGUGACUAUGGCAAGUAAGGAAACCUACGAUACCAUUUCCAUGGAAGCAAGAAAUGUACGCGAAAAAUCAGCUGAAGAUAAACUAGACGAACUAGGAGAUGGAAGGCCUAGAUUCAUACAGACUAUUCGCGGUGCUAGCAUCGAACCUGGUGAAACUGCACAUUUCGGUGUAACUAUAAACUCCACACCCAAUUCUUUCACAUGGCUAAAGAAUAACAAACAAAUAAUUGAUUCUAACUCGAGGAUCCAAGCUUCUGUUAAUGAUAAAACGAAUGAAUUCAAACUUACCAUCAAAGAAGCUACUAAAGAAGACAAUGGAAUGUAUAUUGCUGUAGCCAAGAACGAUAAAGGGGAAUCAACGUGCUCCGCACAGCUUAUUGUGCAUGAACUAACCACCGAAGAGCGAGCCGCUAAAUCAUCUACGGAUAAACCGGAAUUUUUAAUUUCUAUGAAAGAUGCUGAGUUAUUAGAAGAAACCUAUCUCCGAUUCAUGGUGAAAGUAGCUGGAAAGCCACAUCCCGACAUCGCCUUCUUCAAAGAAGGAAAGAAAAUUCCAGAAAACUCCGAACGAUAUCAAAUUAUCAAGGAGCAUGCGGAUAAAGGAUUCUAUGAACUAGUGAUACCGGUCGUUAGGAAAGAAGAUGCAGGCUUGUACAAAUGUGUGGCGACGAAUAAAUUUGGAGAAUCCUCAUCUGAAGCUACUCUAACAGUAACAGAUAAUAAAAAAAUAUUUGAAGAAAUGCCAGAAGGUGAGAUCCUUCCACCAGGAGAAAAGCCUGUAUUCCAUUGGAAAAAAGACGGUGUUCCAUUCGAACCUGAAGAACGUUUUAAGGUGCUCAUGGGUGACGACGAAGAUUCCCUUGCGCUUGUAUUCCAAAAAGUGAGACCAGAAGAUGUCGGUCUUUAUACUUGUGUGGCACAAACUUCCAGAGGUCACAUUAGCUGUAGUGCUGAAUUAACUGUGCACGGGACCGUCAACCAGUUGUUUAGAGAACCUGAGAAACCUCAACUAAUUAUAAUAAAAAAAGAUCCCGAAGUUAAUGUCGGAGGAUCGGCAAUGUUGGAGCUACAAGUUAAAGGUUAUCCCAAGCCGAAUAUCAAGUUUAUGCACGAAGGAAAAACAAUUGAAUCCAGCAAGAAACAUAAAAUUUUGUACGAAGAUGAGGAGAGUGUUUCUCUUGUUAUAAAAGACGUCGAAUCUUCAGAUGCUGGGAAAUACACAUUUACAGCCGAGAACGAGCUUGGCGUUGAUACUGCUGAAAUGAACUUAACAGUAAAAGCACCACCAAAGAUAAAAACAAAGAUGGAAGAUGUAACUGUACAUGCAGAUAUUCUUCUAAAAAUGGACGUGGAAGUUGAAGGUAUACCAAAACCAUCAGUUCAAUUUUACAAAGAUGGAAAAAUUAUCAAACAAAGCGAUCAUAUUAAGGUCAUUGAAUCUGGAGAAAAGCAUACUCUAGUCAUAGAAAAAACUUCCCUCAAGGACUCAGGUUCUUAUUCCGUUGUUGCUUCCAAUGAAAUGGCUCAAGUUUCUCAAUUCUGGAAUUUGGAGGUUUAUUCCAAACCAAAAAUAUUACAAAAAAUGGGAAGCGAUAGGCAGUUAUCACAAAAUCAAAAUCUAGAAUUGAAAGUAAAAGUGGAAUCAGAGCCGAAGGCAGAAGUAAAAUGGUAUAAAGAUGAAGAAGAAAUAACAUCGAGCCAACAUUACACUAUCAAGGAAGAUGGAGAUACAUAUAUGUUGAAAAUAACUGGAGCUGUGACUACGGACGCGGCUCGUUUCAAAUGUAGGGCAAUAAAUAUACAUGGCAGUGUUGACGAUGAGGUUAGAGUUGACGUUAAGAAACCACCAAAAAUAAUCAAAGGAUUAACAGAUAUGACAGUUACCGAACAUGAUAAAGACGUUAAGCUUGAUAUUAAGCUCGAAGCUUUCCCUAAACCCACAGUUAAAUGGUAUCUAGAUGAAGUAGAAAUUCAAGAAACACGAACAGAAUUUACAAGAAUCGAAUCCGAUGAUGGAGCAACUCUAAUAAUCAAAGAGGUCACAAGUGAACUUUCUGGACAAUAUACCUGUAAAUUGAGCAACGAAUGUGGUAGUACAGAAACGAGUGCCAAAUUAACAGUUAACUGCGCUCCACGAAUCAUCAAACAUCUUAACGAUACAACAGUGGAAGAAGGCGCUACUUUGCACUUAGAAGUUGAGGUUGACGGUUGUCCAACACCGACGGUGAAAUGGUUGAGGAAUGGACGUGAAGUUUCAGCUGACGCUAGGAUUAAAAUAACGAGAGAUACUCAACGACACGAAACGUUCAAUUUGGCAGUUAAUUUGAUAAAGUACGAAGAGCAGGGAGAGUACGAAGUUAUUGUAACAAACUCACUCGGUACUGUAAGGAGCAAGAGUAUCGUCACCGUACAAAAAAUAACUCAUACUGAUGCUAUCGAAGAAACCGAAGAAAUACCGAAAGUCGAAAUCCUUGAGGAUAUACCUCAGGCUGGGAAAGAGGCUGAUAUAGAAGAAAAAGUUGAACAAGAAUUAGAAGAGUUUCAACAACCAGAUAUUAAAGAUGUGGACGAUGAACCUCAAAAGCCGAAAGGUUCUGAAGGAGAAAAAGCCGAAAUAACGAUCAAAGAAAGCGAUAUUAAAUCGCCGGAACCUAUUGUAGAAGAGCCGGCAUCACCCGUACCGUACAAUAAAUCUAAUUCUGCAAUAAUUGAGGGAGCUGUAAAAGUUGAAGACGAACAUAAACCAGAAGAAAUCAAAGAAGAAAUCUUGACAAAAACAAAACCUAAACGUGGUCUUUCUGUUCAAAUACAAGAAAUCGAAGAAAUGAAAUCGGAACCUACACCUGUAGAAGAAAAGACAUUUGAACACAAAUCAAAAAAAGGUGUAGCCGCGAUAGAAAAGGAUAUCCUGAUGAAAGAAAAAGACGAAGGGCUAGAGCCUAAAUCAAGAAAAUUAUCACAAAGUGAUGAUAACAAAAAACUAAAAAGAGGCAUUUCGGCUACCAAAGAAAACCUUGAUCUCAUUGAAAACGAAACAACAGAACUUCAAACGCCUACAGAAACUAACGUUGAUACGAAUAGAAUCGAACCUAAAAGAGGACGGGAAUCUGUGUUACAAGAAGCUAAGCUUGUCGAUAAAAAUGAGGAAUCCUUGAAAAAACCUCAAGAAAUUAAAUUUGAAAGGCAAGAAAGUCAGAAAUAUCACGAAUAUAUAGAUGAGGAAACCGAAGAUUCGCAUAGAAAAGAUAAAAGUCAAACAAGUUUAGUCCAUAACAUUUCCCCUGAUGCUGAUAAAGCGGAGCCAAUGAUUCUUGGAACAAAUAUGAAAGAUGGAUCCCGUCCUGAAUCUCUUGACGUGACUUAUAUCGUCAAAGGAUUUGCAAAUCCACCACCAAUAGCUACAUGGACAUUAGAUGGCAAGGAGCUUAAACCUGAAGGUAAUUUGAGGAUGAAAAUUAGUCAAAACGGUGAAGAAUUCAAACUGGAAAUUAAUAAGUUGGAUUUGAAAGAUGCCGGUGUGUACCAGUGUAUUUUAAGUAAUCCUGUAGGAAAAACUGUACAGCAAGCAAUUCUUGAUGUAACUCCCGAAAAAGAUUUGAGACGACCAAAGAUAAAAGAAGGUUUGAAAGAUCAAUCGAUAGUGAAGAGAACUACUGCUUCAUUCAAAGCUGUGAUUAUUGGAGAUCCUGUACCAGAUGUAUCUUGGUGCAAAAACGGCAAAGAAAUCUCCGAUGAAGAAUUUGAAAAGCUCAAAAUUGUUCUAGAAACCGAAGAUACUGAAAUCGAAGAUGGUUUGAAAGAAUGUACAUAUUCUAUAAGAAUACCUGCAUGUGAUACUACAGCAACUGGAAAAUACACUAUAAAAGCCAAAAACAAAUGGGGAGAAGCUGAAAGCAGUGCUUAUCUAAGCAUAGUAAUGCGUCCAGAGAUAGAAGGUCCCCAAGAUGUAAAAGUUGUUCCUGGUGAAGCAACUGAAUUCACGGUUGUUAUUCUUGCUAAUCCAGAACCUCAAGUUGUUUGGACCAAAGAUAAUGUUGUAGUAGAAACCAGCGACCUAAUCAAAAUAGUCGAAGAUAGAGCGAACAAAACGUACAAACUGAUAUUCCAUAAAGUUAUGUUGGGUGAUGAAGGUUAUUAUAAAGUAACUGCAAAGAAUGAAUUAGGAGAAGCUAGCUCAGAAGCAAGAAUCAAAACAAUCAAAGAAGCAGAACCAACUACUGAAAGACCUAAAUUCAUCACUGGAUUGGUCGACGAUCAAGUUGAACACAUGGGGGAGGUUACUUUAAUGGUUAGAGCAGACGGUUUGCCUAAACCAGAAAUCCGUUGGUUUGUCAACGGAAAACCUAUUACCGAUGAUGAAAAACAUAAAAUAGUAACCACCUCAGAAGCUCAGGUCACAAGCAAAUUGAUUAUCCAAGACUUUGAAGAAACCGAAGCUGGUAUUUAUAAAGCUAUGGCUAUUAACGUAGUAGGAGAAGCAGAAACUACGUCUAGAAUCUCGUUACUUCAAACUCCUCCAUCAUUUGGAAAAAAAUUGGAUAGAAAUAUGGAUGUUAAUGAAGGAGAACCACUAGAGCUUAAAGCUAAAAUUAAUGGAAGUCCAAAACCAGAAGUGAAAUGGUUUAAAGAUGGAGAGCCAAUUUUGCCCGAUGACAAUAUCAAGAUAACAGUAUUAUCGGAUGGAACUGUUAAACUUAAUAUAGAAAAAUGUAAACCAUCAGAUAGUGGAGCAUAUAAACUGGUCGUCAAGAAUAUAAAUGGCGAAACCGCCGGACUGUGUGCUGUAGCAGUCACGCCUCAACCUAGAAGACCUAAAUUCUUGAAAUGCUUCAAAGAUACUAAGGUACCACUUGGAGAAACUCUCCGUCUCGAAGCCAAAGUUGAAGCUUACCCCCCGCCAGAAAUUAAAUGGUUUAAGGAUGGUGUUCCAGUUCGCGCUUCAUCUAAUGUCCGAUUCGAAAACUAUCCCGACGGUAGAGUAGCUCUCGUAGUCGAUAUUAUGAAACCAGAUACUGCUGGAAACUACAAAUUGAUUCUAACAAACAAAUUAGGCGAAGCUAUGAGUGAAGCUAAAGUUGAAGUUGAAAAGAAGCCGAAAAAACCCGACUUUGUUCAGAGACUUUUCCCGCAAACGGUCGUUGAAGGUUUUCCUGUUAGGCUUGAAGUGAAAGCUGAAGGUUUUCCAACUCCUACAAUAGCUUGGUACAGAAAUGGUGCGGAGGUUAUUUCAGACAACAAACACAUAAAAAUCAUCGAACAAACUGAUGGUUAUAGUGCUCUAUUUCUUGAUAGUGCCGACAUUGCACGUGAUGCUUUAACUUACAAAGCUGUUGCUUCAAAUGAAGCUGGACAAGCAGACACAUCUGCCCCAUUAACAGUUAAGGAAGCUGCUAAAUCAGGGGAGCCGGAAGAAAGACCUUUGUUCUUACAUUCCAUUAAAGAUACGAUUACUGAUGAAGGACAACCUCUAGUGAUUGAAGCUCCUUUUACAGGAAAUCCCAUACCAAGUGCUGAAUGGACCAAAGACGGUGAACCAUUAUUGCCAUCUGAAAGGGUGUUAAUGACUUGUGAUGGUCGAAGGGUUGGUCUCAAAAUAGAUAAAGCGCUACCAUCAGAUGCUGGUAUAUAUGGAGUUAAGAUAAUAAAUCCUCUUGGAGAAGAUACAGCUAAAGGCAAAGCCACAGUUAGGAAAGUAUUUAUGAAACCAUCAUUCACGCAGAGGUUCACUGAUUUACAACAAUUGCCAGACAGAGAUGCUAAGCUACCUUGUAGGGUAACAGGUGUUCCGCAACCAGAAGUAAUGUGGACCAAAGAUGGUCAACCCAUAAAAGAAUCAGAUAAAUAUCACAUUAAACGAGAUGGGGAUCUAUGUUGCUUAUAUAUUUUGGACUGUCAACCAAAUGAUGCCGGUAUUUAUAGAGCUACUGCUGUAAACCAAGAAGGCCAUGAUGACUGCACUGCCUCUGUGGAAGUUGUUAAAGAAAUCAAAGCUCCAAAGAGGAUGGAACCUCCGGUAUUCCUUAAACGUAUUGGGGAUACUGAACUGUUCAAAUCGAUGACUGCCAAAUUUACGGCUUGCGCAUCGGGAAUUCCAGAACCGGUAGUGGAAUGGUUCCAUAAUGACAAAAAAAUAUUUCCCUCCACAAGAAUUAAAAUGGACAAAGAUACCGCAGGUCUACUGAGACUUACAAUAUCCGGGGUGGAUGUUGAUGAUCUUGGAAAAUAUUCUUGCAAAAUUUCUAAUGAAUAUGGGAGUGAUAUUUGUCACGCCAGCCUCAAAUUUGAUGAAGGACUGGAACCGAAAGCAAAACGGCCGAUCACCGAUCAAUACACAGACUUUGAUAAAUACAAAAAAAGCGGUGCUCCAAUGCCUAUUUCAGAUCCCCCAAUUAUAUCACAGAUGACAGACAGACAUUGCACAUUGUCUUGGAAUCCAUCGAUUCCUACUGGACCAAGAACACCUGUUACAUAUCAAUUAGAAAUGUGUGAAUUGCCCAGCGGUGAUUGGUUUACGGUUAGAUCUGGCAUUAGGAGUUGUACUUGCGGAGUUAGAAAUUUGGAGCCGUUCAGAGAUUACAAGUUUAGAGUUAGAGUUGAGAAUAAAUAUGGAAUUAGUGAUCCAUCACCAUAUGCUCUUACUCACAGGGAAAAAUUAGAACCAGAAUUACCUAAAUUCCGGCCCUACCUACCUCCUGAGAUUGAUUUUCGUCCAGAAACGUCUCCUUAUUUCCCGAAAGAUUUCGAUAUUGAAAAACCUCCCCAUGAUGGUAUGGCACAGGCUCCAAGAUUCUUGCGUCAAGAACACGAUACCCAAUAUGGUGUCAAAGACCAAAACACUAACCUGUUUUGGUAUGUGUAUGGCUAUCCGAAACCAAAGAUGACUUAUUAUUUCAAUGAUGAGCUCAUUGAACCAGGUGGUCGAUUUGAUAUGAGUUACACUAGAAAUGGCCAAGCAACAUUAUUUAUCAAUAAAAUGUUAGACAGAGAUGUAGGUUGGUAUGAAGCAGUAGCAAGAAACGAGCAUGGUGAAGCUCGUCAAAGAGUUCGUCUAGAUAUUUCAGAAUUGCCAUAUUUCCUUAGAAGACCCGAAAUUGAUUACGUCAUGAUUAGGGGUAAAGCCAAAUUUGAGGCUAGAAUCAUUGGUGUUCCAUAUCCUGAGAUCAAAUGGUACAAAGACUGGAAACCACUUGCACCUUCCAGCAGAAUAAAAAUAGCAUUCAUUGAACCAGAUACUACAAUAUUAACCAUAAACGACAUCAUUCUAAAAGAUGAAGGACUUUAUUCAGUUAGCGCUCGAAAUGUAGCUGGUUCCACAUCCGCCAGUGCAAUGUUGUACGUCGAGGAGAACGAGCAUGAAUAUAAGUUGAGAAAUUACUACAACUUGGCACCUAUAAGACCUAAGAAACGUACCUACACAGACUUUUAUGAUAUUGGUGACGAACUGGGGCGUGGUACACAAGGAAUAACUUCUCAUGCCGUGGAAAGACUUAAUGGUCGCAAUUAUGCCGCUAAAAUAAUGUGCGGAACAGGAGAUUUCAAACCGUUCAUGUAUAACGAACUUGAUAUUCUAAAUGAACUCCGUCACAAGAAACUAAUUUCUUUGCAUGAUGCUUACGAAACUGGCGAUUCCUUAGCUCUCAUCUUAGAACUUGCCUCUGGUGGAGAGUUGGUUAGAGAUAAUCUACUUAAAUUAGAUUAUUACACCGAAAGUGACAUCGCUGGAUAUAUUCGUCAGCUGCUUCAGGGCCUGGAUUACAUGCAUGACCGAGGUUAUGCUCAUAUGGGUUUGAACUUGGGAGAUCUACUAAUAUCUCACCCAGGAGGUGACGAUCUCAAGAUAACUGACUUCAGUCUAUCCAGGAGGAUCCAGCACGGCAAUUUCUACCCGUUGAAAUAUGGAAUGCCAGAGUAUGUCAGUCCUGAAGUAAUCAAUGGUGAUGGUAUUGGCUUCAGUCAAGAUAUGUGGAGUGUCGGUAUUAUAACUUACAUCCUCCUCUCAGGAAGAUCGCCUUUCAGAGGCGAUAAUGACAGGGAAACGUUGACUAAAAUUAAAGAAGGAAGAUGGAGUUUUCACGACGAAUGGUGGUCGAAGAUAAGCGUUGAAGCUAAAGAUUUCAUAAGCAGAUUAUUGUGUUAUGAUAUUGAAAGCAGGAUGGACGUUAGGACUGCUUUGAGACAUCCAUGGUUAGAGAAAGCUGAUAAGAAAUAUUCUGACGAAUUCCAAAUAAGAACGAGCUAUCUCAAUGAUUACUGGCGUCUUUAUAGAGAAUGGUAUGACAACGCGUCUUGCAGAAGAUGGUUCAGACGCAGACCACUAGAAGGAGCAUUUACUCAUCCCUCAAAGAUGGUAUAUCCUCCAGGUGAUUACGAAUCGCCAAGAAGUACUCCAGCUCCUUUGGAUAAAACACCAAGAGCGCCGAGAACUUGGGAGGAUCAACUACCUACAAGAUCUCCCUUGAAUUAUGAAAUUGGCGUAAUAAAAUCUGAGAGUCAUUACCAAAAUGGCCCUGAUACCUACUUACUACAGCUAAGGGAUGUCGAUUUUCCUGUACGUCUUCGUGAAUAUAUGAAAGUGGCUGCUAAUAGAGGCCCAGGUGCAGGAUAUAUUCUAUCAGAUGAAAAUGGAUAUGACUGGGGCACCCCUAUUAUCAGAGAAAGACGCCGUUUCACAGAUAUCAUGGAUGAAGAAAUUGAUGAUGAAAGAAAAGCUCGCAUAUAUAGGUACGGUUCUGAAGAAAAAGAGCCUACUACUAGAAGGAUUAAACAUGAAAUAGGCUCUCGUUUGGAUGCAUAUGUGGAAGCUGAGGCAUUCCUUGAAUCUAAGCAAGAAGGUCGUCUACCUUUCUUUAGAGAAAAACCAAGUUUAACAGCAAUGACCGAAGGGCAAGAUCUCGAAUUAACUUGUCUAGCCGUUGGUGAACCACAGCCAAUUGUACAAUGGUUCAAAAACGAUUCCAUUGUAGCAGAUUCCCACAGAAUAAAAAUCUAUACAGAUGGUGACGGAAGAUCUCACUUUAAACUAACUCCAGCUCUUAAUUUCGAUCAAGGUUUAUAUAAAGUUGUGGCUCGUAAUAAGAUUGGACAAGUGAUAGCUAGAACCAGAAUCGUUUUGGGUUUGGUACCUGAUGAACCAGAUAGUCCUGAAUCGCAAGAAGUAUCUGACAGUGAAAUUCUACUCACCUGGAAACAACCAAGAUUCGACGGUAACGCUCCGGUUAUCUGUUAUAGUUUAGAAUAUAAAGUUGCCGAUGAAUUGGAUUGGAUUAAGAAGGCUGAUAAUAUUGACCACGAGUUCUAUCUAAUGAGCGGUUUGGAAUCCAAUAAAAGUUAUAUAUUCAGAUUGGCUGCAAAGAAUUCGAUAGGAUGGAGCGACCCAGGUGUUCCUUCCUCACCUAUUACAACGAAACCAGCAGGUUCUCCAAAAGUGCAAUUAAGUAAAGCAAUGCUGCAUCUUCAACAAAUGACUGAUAGUGGAAAAGAAGUGGAGCUAGAAUGCAAAAUUCGUCUUGAUUACAAACUAGAAACGACGCCUAUAGAAUGGGAAGAAUCAAAUGUUCAAGAGCGAUACAAUUUCAUAUCUGAAAUAUCAAGAGGCAGUUUCUCCGUGGUACUAAAAGGGGUUGAUAAACGAAACGACUCUGUAGUUGUGGCAAAAGUAUUAGACUAUAACGAAAAAACUAGAGAAGACGUAGAUGGAGAAUUCGCAGCUUUGAGAUCGCUUAGACAUGAGAGAAUUGCCAGUCUUUUAUCGGCCUACAGAACAAACGGAACUGCGGUAUUUAUAUUAGAAAAACUUCAAGGGGCUGAUAUUUUGACGUAUCUCGCCAGCCGACACGAAUACACGGAACAAACUGUUGCUACAAUUAUUUCUCAGGUUCUAGAUGGAAUACAAUAUUUACAUUGGAGAGGACUAUGUCACUUGGACCUUCAACCAGAUAAUGUCGUAAUGUGUGGAGUGAGAUCAGUACAAAUAAAAUUGGUAGAUUUAGGAGCUGCCCAUAGAGUCACAAAAUUAGGCACCAAUGUUCCGAUACUUGGACAUCCUGACUAUAUUUCACCUGAAGUCCUAGCGGAAGAACCUGCAUUCCCUCAAACAGACAUUUGGACAGUUGGCGUUUUAACGUACGUUAUGCUGUCGGGUACGGUGCCAUUCCGUGGUCAAGACGAAAAUGAAAGUAGACAAAAUAUUCUAUUCGUACGAUACAGAUUCGAAAACUUAUUUCAGGAAGUCACACAAGAAGCGACUAGAUUUAUUAUGUUGUUAUUCAAACGUCAUCCCAAUAAAAGACCAACACCUGAGGAAUGCCACGAAAAUCGCUGGUUACAACCAACAGAUUACAUGAUUAAGAAAAGAGAAAGGGCAGUUUUUUUGGGGCACAGAAUAAAAGAAUAUUCAGAAGAAUAUCAUAACUCCAAAGACCAGUCAGCACAGAAAUCCCAGAGUUUGUCUGGUAUCAAAUUGAUAAGGUCACAAAGUAUACAGGAAGAAUUACUGACUGCGCCUUAACAACUGUAGGUUUUAUGUUAUGUAAAUAAUGUUUAUAAAUUGUUUCUAUUACUGGAGAAUAUUUUAAAAAAAGCAAGUAAUUUGCAUGGAAUUUCAAUAUUACAGAUACAAAAAGAUACAAAAUUUUCAAGAAAUUUAUCUGAUUAUACACAAUAUGUUUAGUUAUGAAAGUUAUAUAUUGUUAAAUAGAUAUUAAGGUUUUCUUUUGAUUUAGAAUCAUUUAAGUUUUCUUUUUGUUGUACUAAUAAAGUGAUAUCAAAAUAAA